UAGUUAGUUGUUUUGUUGGAGAGUGAGUGAGAAUGUCAGAGAAAGAAUCAGAAUCAGAAUCAAUGAAGUUAGCUUCGGAAGAGGUUUCCGAUGAGUUCAAAACCCUCGUCAGUUCCGACGAUCUCCAUUCCCUUAACCAUUUGCAGCACACCAUAUUGGGGAGGUUGCAGGACAGCAAUGCUGUCUUGUCACAUUUCAAUGAAUUCUCCGAACAUUGUUUUACUGAGAUUUCCGGAGAUAUCGCUAGAAAUACUCGUGUCUUGAAGUCUGUCAAAUCUGACCUCGAUUAUAUUUUCCAGAAACUAAGAAGCAUGAAGUCAAAAAUUUUGAUGACUUAUCCGGACGCUUUUCCUGAAGAUUCAAUGAGCGAAGUCAUUGAUAGGAGACCUGAUCUUGAAAUGCCCAAGUAAACUAACGCUGUUAACGAGGAAGUUAUAUGAGUGCUUUUAUUUUUAUUUUUACCUUCUGGUAAUAAACAUCUUCGAGUAUUAGUUCUCAGUCAUUUUACCUUCCUUCUUGCUCUUAAUAAAAUUCUUUAUACUUUUUCAUUGCAA
Molecule: messenger RNA, 554 nt
Organism: Gastrolobium bilobum
Lineage: Eukaryota; Viridiplantae; Streptophyta; Magnoliopsida; Fabales; Fabaceae
Product: kxDL motif-containing protein LO9-177
Exons: 3
Coding region: 33-410 (125 amino acids)
Biological process (GO): lysosome localization
Cellular component (GO): BORC complex
Source: RefSeq, a predicted model, not a curated record